AUGUUGUGCCCAUCACACAACGUAGACCUCAAAGCCGCGGGUACCACGCGCAUCGAAGAAGCGGUUACAAACGACCCAACCAUUGAUCUUGAGCUCGAUAAGCGUCUGAACCGUAAAUUCGACAUGCACAUCUUGCCCUGGCUUUUUGGAAUAUGGCUCUUCUCUUUCAUCGAUCGCAGCAACAUCGGCAACGCUCGAAUCGCCGGCCUCGCAACUGACCUCAACAUGGCAACGGGUACAAAAUUCAACGUCGCACUGCUGGUCUUCUAUAUCCCGUACAUCCUCGUCGAUGUGCCGAGCAACAUGCUCGUGAAGCGACUGCGUGCGGGCGUCUAUCUUCCCACGCUGAUUACGGCGUGGGGGCUUGUGUGCACGUUCAUGGGGUUUAUGAAGAGCUAUGCGGCACUGAUUGUAUGUCGCUUGCUGUUGGGAUUGUGUGAGGGUGGGAUCUUGGGGGGCGUGAUUAUCUAUCUUGCGUUCUUUUACCGCAGGAGUGAUAUGUUGGUCAGAAGUGGGGUGUUCUACUGUGCUGCACCACUGAGUGGAGCGUUCGGUGGGCUACUUGCAAGUGGGCUGGCUAAUAUCGAGGUUGGGGGAUAUAGAAGGUGGCCGUGGAUUUUCUUUAUUGAAGGCGCUGCGACUGUGAUUUUUGGUGGGAUUUGCUUCUUCUUUCUACCGGAUACGCCUGCGAGUGCGGGUUUCUUGACUGAUGGGGAGAAAGAUUGGGCACUGCGACGGAUGCGCCUCGAUGCUCAUGGUUCCACAAGUGUUGAUGUCAACGAAGAAAAGGCAAGCUGGUCCUGGGUGAAAAUGGCAUUGAAAGCCCCACAGACAUACUUGUGUAGCUUUAUCUGGUUUUUUCUCUUGAUACCACUCUACGUAAGGCUAAGUCGCGGUCUUGCAAGUCACAUUACUUACACGCACCAGAGCUUCUCUCUCUUCCUUCCAAGUAUCAUCUCUGGCAUGGGCUACGCGUCUACAACCGCGCAACUCUUUACUGUUCCACCAAAUAUGGCGGCUUUUCUUACCGUCCUCCUCACUGCAUAUUUGUCCGAUAGAUGGGGCUACCGUGGAUAUUUCAUCAUCGGAGGCUGCGUCCUUGGUAUCGUCGGAUACACUAUGAUGCUUGUUGCGAAAACAAACGCCGUACGAUACGCAGGUACAUUCUUAAUUGCUAUUGGGGUCUUCCAAGGCUCUCCUAUGCUCAUGGGCUGGGCUUCAAACAAUAUGGCACCACAUUAUGUCAGAGCAGUUGGGAUCGGUGUCGUCAUCUCGAUUGCCAACUGCUCUGCUUUUCUUGGCACGUUCAUUUAUCUCCAGCGUGAUGCCCCGAAGUAUGCUCUCGGCCAUGCAAUCAGUCUGGGCGCCCUGGUCAUUACGAUUGUCUUGAGCGUCGUGCAAAUUGCGUAUUUGAGUUGGGAAAAUAAAAAGAGAGAAAGGGGCGACCGGGAUGAUAGACUCUUGCAAGAUGGUGGUGAGAAGUUGGGACAUUUGCACCCGAACUUCAGGUACACACUAUAA
Plenodomus lingam JN3 is the source of this 1521-nucleotide messenger RNA. RefSeq lists its product as uncharacterized. The record is from RefSeq and is a predicted model, not a curated record. Gene Ontology annotation, cellular component: membrane. Gene Ontology annotation, biological process: transmembrane transport. Gene Ontology annotation, molecular function: transmembrane transporter activity. Lineage: Eukaryota; Fungi; Ascomycota; Dothideomycetes; Pleosporales; Leptosphaeriaceae.